Daldinia loculata is the source of this 2088-nucleotide messenger RNA. RefSeq names its product FAD binding domain-containing protein. Bases 238 to 2034 code for a protein of 598 amino acids. NCBI's taxonomy places the organism in Eukaryota, Fungi, Ascomycota, Sordariomycetes, Xylariales, Hypoxylaceae. The record is from RefSeq and is a predicted model, not a curated record. Gene Ontology annotation, molecular function: FAD binding. The transcript has 7 exons.
GUAAAAGCCGAGAUGGAGUAGCUUAGCUUAUGACAUCCCCGAGGGACAUUACAUAGCGCUUAGUUAAUAGAAAUAAAGAAUAGGGGUAUAGAGAAGUUUAAAGGCCUCUUAAAUGCUCUAGAGUUGCUUGAUAACUUAUAUUAAUGUAUAUCUAGGUUAUUGAGCUCACUUCAUUCUCUUAUUUCGUUACACAUACCUAUACACGCACAGCAUCACUAACACGCAAACUCAUUAACCAUGGUCGAAUUAAACGGGACGUCUGAUGGCCCCCCAUCCUUCUUACUACACGUAGACUAUCUCAUCAUAGGAACCGGACCUGCGGGCGGCGCCUUGGCAGCCUUCAUGGCUUCGUAUGGGAUGAAAGGUCUCAUCGUAAGCCAAGAUCCGAGUAAUGCUGAUACGCCGAGGGCUCAUAUCACCAAUAUGCCUGCAUUGGACUGUCUCCGGGAUAUUGGACUCGAUAAAGAGUGCUAUAAGGCAGGAACACAGAAUGAUUCCAUGCUACACACUCGUUGGUCCAAUACCAUGGCCGGCCAGGAAUAUGGUCGUAUAUAUUCUUGGGGAAAUGACCCGAAGCGAAAGGGGGAAUAUGAGCUUGCGAGCCCGUCAAAGAUGUUGGAUCUACCUCAGACUUUACUGGAGCCGGUGUUGAUGCGAUACGCGACGCUUAACGGCUUCAAUUGUCGGUGGGACACCGAGUUCGUAUCAUUCGAGCAGGACGAAAAAGGAGUAACUACAACAUUGUUGGAUAAGCUCUCCAAGACUACGUUUCAAGUUCGCUCCAAGUACCUCUUUGGCGCCGACGGGGCGCGAAGCAAGAUCGUGCAGCAGGCCGAAAUCCCCCUAAUACGUCGUCCAGGCCAAGGAUUCGCAGUGAACGUGCUAAUCGAGGCGGAUAUGUCGCAUCUCAUGGAGCAUCGCAAGGGUAACCUUCACUGGAUCGUACAGCCCAACCUUGAGACCCCUGAAUGGAGUUGGAUUGGGUGCAUGAGGAUGGUUAAGCCGUGGUACGAAUGGUUAUGCAUUAUAUUCCCCACCCCCAACGCGCCGAGGGAGGUAAGGUCGAAUGAAGAAUACAUGAAACGUGUUCGCGAGAUGAUCGGGGACGAUUCAGUUGAAGUCAAAAUAUUGGGCGUGUCUAGCUGGGCUAUUAACGAGAUCGCCGCGGAGUACUACUCAAAGGGCAACGUGUUCUGCCUAGGUGACGCGGUACACCGGCAUCCACCGAAUCACGGCCUUGGGUCAAAUACUUGCAUCCAGGACGCACAUAACCUCGCAUGGAAGGUCAACUACGUGGAUAAAGGGCUAGCAGGACGAGAGCUAUUGGAGAGUUACAGCAUAGAGCGUCAACCAGUAGGACUGGAUGUAGUUACUCAGGCAAAUGAUACUCUAAGAAACCACAGGAAUAUCUGGGAAGCCCUCGGCAACAUAGAGCCGACAGUAGAAGCUCGCAUGAAGGCUCAUGAUGAGAUCUAUGCCGACUCACCAGAGGGAAGUACUCGCCGAGAAAAGCUAGCCAAAGCAUUCCGGGAAAAUGACAAAGAGGAACACGGUCUCGGCGUCGAGAUGAACCAGCGCUAUGUCUCGUCGGCAGUGUACCAAGCGGAUCAAGGCCCAACGCCAGCUUUCACCAGAAAUCCGCUACAGCACUACCAUCCCACCACGUAUCCCGGCGCGCGUCUACCGCACGUGUGGCUGGGAAAUCACACGCCGUCCAAGUACAUCUCUACCAUUGACCUAGCCGGAAAGGGGCAGUUCACACUGUUCACGGGCAUUGGCGGCCAGCACUGGAAGAAGGCGGCAGAGCAGCUAUCUUCCGAGCUCGGGGGGGUACCGAUUAAGGCUUAUUCUAUCGGGUACGGACUAGAUUACAAGGACGUAUAUCUCGACUGGGCGGGCAUUAGGGGCGUUGAGGAGUCUGGCUGUGUGCUUGUGCGGCCGGACUACUUUGUGGCUUGGAGGAGUCCGGAGUGGGAAGAAGACUCGCCUUUAAAGUUGAAGCAGGUGUUGAAAUCUGUGUUGUCGCUUCGUUGAUAGCGUUUACUCAACAUUUUUGUACGUUGUAGUUACAAAUAACUUGGUAUUCAU